Messenger RNA from Gryllus bimaculatus (two-spotted cricket), 2319 nucleotides. The record is from the annotation of a GenBank genome assembly. Lineage: Eukaryota; Metazoa; Arthropoda; Insecta; Orthoptera; Gryllidae.
UCCAAUUGUAGCUUCAAUAUUAAAACGUUAAAUUGUAAAAUACUUUUCGAUUGGAUGAUAGGGUCUCCGUCCAGCCUGUGAUCUUAAAGUGCCUUUAUACUUUUAAAUAGAACUAUACAAUCGUUUCUUCUAAGCUCCUUGCCUCAGACUCCUGAAAUUUGUAGUCGGUUUGUAUCAUUAGGUUAUAUACUCUCUGGUUUGUAGUGGAGUUGCUGUACAAUAACUUCCUGUUCCGUUUUUGGAGCGUCCUGCUUUACUUGUGUUAUUGCUAUUCUUGCCUAUUGCACAGAAUAUAAGUCGUUCAUUAAAGAAUCUCUGAAAUAGGAAACUAGUGACGCAGCGAUGGCUCUCCCGGUGAAUUAUAAACAGAUUGCUGUGUCGUCUCCGACACCAAUGACCAGCAACCAUUUGCUGUCAGCUGGUGCUCCUAUGACAUUCAACAUUUUGAAAGAACGACUUAGAGCAUCAAGUGCUUCUAGUUCUUCAUCUGGAUCAGCGAAGGAUACAACUGCCAACCAGAAUCCAUUUAUUACUACUUCCCAUGGGCAUCCUGGUUUCACUCCACAGAAAGUCGGGAAAGGGACUGGUGGUGACACAAGAGUUCCAAAACCACCUAAACCACCUGAAAAACCCCUUAUGCCUUACAUGAGAUAUAGUCGGAAAGUCUGGGAUCAAGUGAAAGCUCAAAACCCAGAAUUGAAAUUAUGGGAAAUUGGAAAAAUUAUUGGUCAAAUGUGGCGAGAUCUUCCUGAAGAAGAUAAGACAGAGUAUGUUGAAGAAUAUGAAGCUGAGAAGUUAGAGUAUGAGAAAAAUUUGAAAGUGUAUCACAAUUCCCCGGCUUAUGUGGCAUAUAUUGCAGCCAAGAACCGUGGUAAGUCCGCUCAACAGGCUGCAGAAGAACGAGAAACUCAUGAGCGCUCAAGUGGUGGGACAAAGCCUGCUGACAGGCGAAUAGAUAUUCAACCAGCUGAAGAUGAAGAAGAUCAGGAUGAUGGUUAUUCAGUGAAACAUGUGGCAUACGCUCGUUACUUGCGAAACCAUCGCCUUAUCAAUGAGAUAUUUUCUGAUUCUGUGGUUCCUGAUGUGAGAUCUGUAGUGACUACUGCUAGAAUGCAGGUUCUGAAACGCCAAGUUCAGUCUCUUACAAUGCAUCAGAAAAAGUUGGAAGCUGAACUGCAACAAAUUGAGGAAAAAUUUGAAGCAAAGAAACGGAAGUUUAUUGAAAGUAGUGAAGCAUUUCAAGAAGAGCUUAAGAAGCAUUGUGUACCAGCAGUGGAUGAAGAGACAUUCCAAAGAAUGGUAGAGAGGCAAUAUGAUGUAUUACGAAAAGAAUACACCAAAGGAACAGAAGAAUCACAAAGUAGUUCUGAAUCAGCUGAAGAGACUCAAACUCAGGCAAAGGCUAUGGAGGUGCAGCCUGCUACUAAUGAACCAGAACAGCAGCAGCUGCCGCCUCAACAAUCUCCCUCACAGCCACAGCCACAGCCUCAACCUCAGCCUCAGCCUCAGCCAUCGCCCCAAUCUCAAGCUCAGCCACAAUCUCAACCUCAGCCUGCAACUCACUUGACAACUCCACAACACUUAUCUCCUCAGCAUUCAGUACCUCACCCUCCACAGCACAUGAGUCCUCAGCAUGGGCCAGCCCAGCACCCAUCUGUGCCUCAUCCCACUCCCCCUCACCCUGCUCCUCAGCACUCCCCCUUGCAGCAUCCUACCACUCAACACCCUCCACCCCAGCACAUACCUUCCCAGCAUGGGCCUCCUCCACAUGUGCCCCCACAUGGGACUUCUCCCCAUCCUCCCCCCCACCAUCCAUUGCAGCACCCUUCACAGCAUAUGCCACCUCAACACAUGCCACCUCAGCACCUUCCUCCACAGCAUCCCUUGCCACCACACCCUCAGUAUCCAUUUCCUCAGCAGCAAGCUUAUCACCAACCUUACUCACAAUACCCUCCCCAUCCACAUCCAUAUUAUCAGCCUUAUCAGUAUCACAUGCCACGUCACUAUCAUCCACAGCAGCAUGCAGAAGCCGCCCACCCUAAUGUUGAAAGUGGUGUUACUCCAUAUGGUGCACCAACACCUGAAGUUGAUCGACCUCCAAUGGAAGAAUCGGGGGUGGACAGAGGUGCUGUUAGUGCAUCUGAACCCCCAAGUGAAGUUAUUGGAGUAUAUGCCCCUACUGAUGACUCCCUGACUAUGGAGGAGGAUGAAUUUUUUGAAGAUCUAAUAGAGGUGAUGGAUAGUGUCUCUAUAACAGAUGAACUUAUAAUUAUGGGAGAUCUAAAUGGGCGCAUUGGAAAUAAAGAAGAAGAUGGGUAA